GAUCCUGGCUUCUGGAUGGCAGGUACAACCUGUCGAUGUCACUUCGUGGAUGUAAAGCAUGGUACAUAUUCAAAAGUUUCCGUGUUUUCCGGUCCAAGUUUUCCAGUUCAGCCAAAAUCCAGUUGAUGAUUCCAACUGAGUAGCGUAUCACUGGAACUGCCCAUGUAUGAAUGCCUUUAAUUAUGUUUCCAGCAUUCAGCUUUGAUUUUAAUAUUUUGCGGACCCUCCUGAUGUAUUCCUUUUGCAUUGACUCUUUGACUUUUCCAUUCAAAAUGUUAUCUGCUUCCAAUUUGCCUAGGUAUUUGUAACCAUCAUCCUUUGCUAAUGCUUUUACUAUGUUUCCAUUUCCCAGUUCUAUUCCUUCUGUUUUUUCCAUUUUUCCUUGCUGCAUGGAUAAUAUAGCAGAUUUUUCAAGUCCAAAGUUCAUUUUGAUGUCGAUGAUAAUGAUGAUGAUGAUGAUAACAAUAACAGCAGUGGGAGGGAGAUGGAAUUUUUUGGGAAAAAAUAAGGGUUUGCAAAAAUGUGGGGCUAUUUUUCAUGCAUAAACAAAAGCAUACAUACAGGGAACAAACCCUGAACAUAAAUUAUAAACCGAAGAAGUCAGGAAAGAAAGAAAAAUGUUUGCACACACCUUUGUAAAGGAUGUGGCUGUUCUCCCCUGGAGCCAGAUGAGCUGUAGUUAUAUAAAUACACUUGGCACGUGCCUGAUGUGCUGUGUUAAAUAAAUGCAGUCUGUGCACACCCAUGUUGUGACUGCUGUUAUUUAUUCAUUCAGCGCCGUGCGCCUUCAAGGCUGUGCAAAAUUAAAAGUAGAUUUGCAUGCCAUAAAGCAGAUCAGAGGCAAUAAAAACAGGUAUUCCGGGAUCUCUAAUUGCAAAGGGAAUAAUCACCUCUUUAGCAUGGAUCGAAACUUUAGCCAAGUUGAAGUCUGAACAGGAUUCUCCAGAUAAGGCUGGCAAGAGGAUUUUGCCUUCUUUGAAGCCAGUGGGAGCAAACCGGAGGCAUUUGGGGUUUUCUCCACCUCCAGGGGAGUUUUGGGAAACCAACAUUUGGGAUGCAGGGAAGAGCUGUGAACUUUGACCUUUUCCCGGAUAAGCGGAGAUGCCACAGAUGGUCUGGGGAGCCGAUGACGCCAGUAAAUACUGCUUGCAACCUUUGCAUGGUGACUGUAGAGAAACGGAUCAGGGAGGAGGAGGCGUGGACCCUCCAGAAGACCCUCCAGGACGGUGUCUUCCGCUUCCAGGACUGGCUCCAGGCGGCUGAGACGGUGGCCGCGUCUCCCAGGUCCUCCCAGGUGUCCCUCGCUGGCUCCAAACAAGAACUGCAAAGGUUCCAGGCAUUGCAGAAGGACAUCUCGGAGAAAGUAUGGUCUUUGGAGUCCUUGAACCGGCAGUACCGCCAGCUGGUGUGGAUGGGGAACAUCGGUCCAUGCCUGAAGUCCUCCGUGCAGGAGGUCAACUGGCGCUGGGAGGAAUUGCAGACUCGAGCGGCUGCUGUUUCCAGGAGGCUCCAGCAUUUUGUCAACCAAUGGGAGGAGUUUGGACUGAAGAAGGAGACCAUCCAGGUGCGGCUGAUGGAACUGGACUUGCGGCUGACCAACGUCGAGCACUUCUCCGGAGGGACAUCACUGGAGAAAAUGAUACAGCUGCAGGCAUUCCAGCAAGAUGUCCAGACCAACACGGAACACAUCGAUCAUCUCGUGGUCUGCGCUGAGAAUUUGAUCCAGAAGAGCCAACCGGAGGAUGCUGAGAUCUUGGAGGAAGACCUGAAGGAGCUGAUCGGGUUCCACCAAACGGUCUUGUCAAGGGUGUUUCAGUUUCAGCGGCGCCUGGUCAGCAUGCGGCUGGUCUUCGAGGACCAGUGGGAGUCAGAGCGAGACAGCGACGUGGAGUCGGACUGCUUCACGGAAGGAUCGCUGGGAUUUCGCACGGGGGACCCUGAAUCCGCUGCCCUGACUCCUGAGGCUCUUUGGGGCCACUCCACCCCGCAACCAGUCCAGUGUUGCAGGGUUCCCAUCGGGGGCUCCUCGGCUGCAGAUCUGGAGUGGGACCCCUCGGUGGACGUGGGGGGGUCCACCUCGCAGGAUGAAGAUUCGUCGUAUUACAGUGCCGUCAUGGGCUUCGGCCGGGGGGACCAUCUUCGGCGAAGGAGCCGUUCUUGGCGCUGGAGCUGGGGCAGAACGGAAGAAUUUUCGGUGCAGAGCAGUUUCCCAGAGGAGGGGGAGCCCUGCAGCUGCCCGGGGGCCCAUCCAAUGGAAACAGAUGUUUUGGGACAUCCCGCCCACCAGGAGCCAGGAGCUGCUCAGCUGCCCAGGACAGGGGUCUGCUGCCCACCCCUCAAAGCCACGGGGUUUGAUCCCAAACGCAUUGAGACCUGGCUGGACCAGAACUGCCAGAUCCAAAUGGGAAUCCCUCCGGAGAUCAAAGAGGACUCCGUAACCCAUGUGGAUGCGCUCCCACUGGCCAAGGAGCUGCAGCUGCCUCUGCAAAUUCAGAUGAGGGGGAAGAAGGUCCACCGAUGGUCCAGGAAAAAAGGCAAACAGAACCUCAUCCCCAGCCAGUCGGAGAAGGGGCAACGGAUCUCCAAGAUGCUAAAUUCCCGGUCAGCAGAAAUUAUGGUUACUAUUGAGAAAGAAUGUGACCUGCAGCUGCCCACCGAGAUCUGUGCCCAGCCCCAGAAGCUCUGCAGAGCCUCCGUCCUCUGGCUGCUCUUGACCACAACGUUCGCGGUGCUGGUGUGGUUGCUGUGCCAGUCCUCUUUCCUGCCCCUCUCCCAGCCCCCCUGCCUCCAGACCAACGGCUUUGCCAAAUCCUUCCACCUCAUGCUAAAAUACGAGGGUCCGCCCCCCACGUAGAGGAGAUUGGAGGAAGGGGACGCUGCAAUCAACCAAAGUCGAGAGUCCUGUAGGAAAAAUUGGGUUUCUAGGAGUUGGACCGGCUUCUUCUGGACUUCAAGAAGUUGUGUUCCUUGUGCCUACAUUUGCUCAGAGAUAAGCUCCAGAUCAGGAGAUCUGGAAGAUCUCUACAACUACGGGAAGGUAGCUUGGAUUUAGGUCUGGAGAGCCACCUUGGAGUAGUCCCAUGUAAAGAUGGGGCUGACUUUCCUCAAAGAUCAUCUAGCCAUGCAAAGAGGCUGGACAUCAACCUGUGGCCAUGACUGCUCAGGUGGCAUCUACUGACCUUUGGAGAAAGAAGCUCCAGCAAGGUCUGCUGUGGACUGAGCAGAUUUCUGAAGAGAUCCAUUUUGGGUGGGGGUUACCAAAUCUUGAGUAACUUCCAGCUUUGGAUGAUGGGUACUUUUGUACAUGGGCUACCUGUUUUAUACCUUUGGCAUCUGCUAUUUUCUAAUAAAAAAAAGAGAGAAAUGUG
Molecule: messenger RNA, 3368 nt
Organism: Ahaetulla prasina
Lineage: Eukaryota; Metazoa; Chordata; Lepidosauria; Squamata; Colubridae
Gene: SYNE4
Product: spectrin repeat containing nuclear envelope family member 4
Exons: 14
Coding region: 1055-2854 (599 amino acids)
Cellular component (GO): meiotic nuclear membrane microtubule tethering complex; nuclear envelope; membrane
Molecular function (GO): protein binding
Source: RefSeq, a predicted model, not a curated record